Messenger RNA from Paramuricea clavata, 8728 nucleotides. The record is from the annotation of a GenBank genome assembly. NCBI's taxonomy places the organism in Eukaryota, Metazoa, Cnidaria, Anthozoa, Malacalcyonacea, Plexauridae.
CAGGUGAUCAACGCGGCGCGGACGCUGGCUGCUCGACCUCGCAGUCGUGCAGCACGUGAAAAUAUGGAGGUUUUUAAAACCUCGUGGGAAACUCAAGUUCAUCUUCUCGUUGACUCAGUCGAUGAAAUUACCGGUAUCGAUGAAUUCCUCAUUGUUUCAGGCAAGUUAUUAUGGGAUACAUGUAAAUAUACGUCUGUUGUUUACGGCUUGGGAGUGUUGGUAGUGCAGUGACUGGCGAGUUUGCUUUUUACCAGAUCAGUGGCUAAGUGCUCGAUGCUUGGAGAGGACGCGGCGAUAAAUAAAACUCAUAAAUUAAACAUCCCUUGUAGAAAAUCAUAUCGGCGAGGAUGUCGAGACAUGUAUUCAGGCUUUGAAACAAAGAGAUGUGGAAUCAUUCGACAGAUCCGCUGGCCUAGUUCGUGGGCGGACAGAACGUGUUAUUUCAGUUGUGAUGGCCGAGAUGGAAAAUUUCGAACGAGGGCCGUACACCGAGGGAGUUGAAAAAACUGUCAGGUCACUCAAAGAAGACAGUAAGUGAAUAAAUAUUUUUUUCAAAUUGCUUAGUUCUCAGCCUCUUGUGGUCUUGAAUUACAGGUCGUUUAUGUAAGAUGCCCGUUCGCUGGCUAUCUAACUAUCGAAUUGUGUGCUCUGAAUAUAUCGUACUCCUCCAUUCUUUAAUUUCCCCUUAUCUAAAUUUGUGUUUUACGUAGGCUAUACGGUUUACGUACCUGGCUGGUUUAUGUGUAGGUUGAGUGCGGACAACCAUGGCUACUUUUCAGGCUCCCCUGCAGCAAAAUUUUAUUUCACCAUUUCCUCCACGUAGCAAAGCCAGAUGAAUUUAAGUUUUUGUUCAUGAUGUUAGUUACUGCAUGGUAUAUAAUAAAAUUUCCAUGAGAGUUCCUGGACUCUCCUCACCAUUCUAGUGUACACAUUAAGAAAACUAACAGCGACUAUAGUGUGCUUCACCCUAAAACUGUUGCUUUGCGUUAUAGUAAUUCCAAGGUUUGCUGAUGUUGUUGAGUCAACGGUAGAAACCCUGAGUCAGAAUCCGAGAGCGAAAAUUGAUGAAGAAAGGGUUAUACAAACAUCACAACUUGUAAGUAGUUGUUUUCUUAUAUAGCACGAUUUAAACUUUAGCGAGGCUAUUUGCACCAUGCAUGCAUGGUGUUCAUGAUAACGCUGUUACCUGUAAUAAGGUUCUGGGCGCACUGGCAUAUCAGAAAUUUCUCAAUAACCUUUUGAAAAUGUUAUACUCGCUAACUGUAGUCCGAUUGGCGUAAUAUUUUCCCAGACCGUAGUUAAUAGAUGUCUUUUCUUAUAUAGUGAUGUUUCUUAUAGCCAAAUUUCUCAAAGCUUAAAUCUCCGCAAUCCUAGCUCUCUUAUUUAACCCUUCAGCAACAACCCUUCUUUCCCAGUUCAAGUGUAUUUUUGCAGUGCAAUAUUGGGUCCUCUAAUGAAUGUGUAUGUAUAGGUGUACGAUGCCAUAAGAGAUGUCAGAAAGGCUGUGGAGUUAAAAACGGUAUGUUCAAGUUAAAUGUUACAGCUAUGAGCGGUUUGUCCUUUGUGAAUAUAAGAUGUUAGUGACCUUCUGUCGUUGUUUCGUAAUAGAAACGUUACGCGGACGGCGGUGUAAUGGGAAUGGAGGAGAUAUAUACAGCAGAAGUUCGACGACAACAAGAAUUGGCCAUUGCCAAGGAAGAAGCUGCUUAUCAACAAUUACAAGCUGCAGGUAGGGAAUGUUUAGCUUUGCAGAGAUAACGCGACCAGACUCAACCAAACCACAAAUGCGGAACCUCGACUAAACCUCAAUCUAUAGUCUUUUUCUGAGAGACGUUAUCCCCUGUCGAUCCGUAGUGCCACCUCAAUACCCCCAUGUUCUUACAUUAUUUUUCCUUAUCAAACUUCUCAGGAAAAGUUCAUUACGACAUUCGGGCGUCUGGAGGGGACGACAUUGGGGGCAUGGGUGUGGCUUCAAUCAAAGUCAAUGGAGUUGAGUAUUGUCACAAGAGACUGGGGCAUAAUGUUGUAGUGUUAGAUCCCGCGGGACAGUUCGUGGCAUCGCGAAAUUUCGACACGACUACCCAAGAAGGAGGGGUUGCUAUGGGAAGGUUUCUAGAUGAGUUACCGGAAGAUCAUAUUGUACUCAUAGCCACACAGGACACUACAGGUAGGAGCACUGGCUAAUAUAAUCUAAUUUAGUCCAAUCAACUACUAUUAAUCAUAAACUCUGGUGAAUAUGCGCCCUGUCCCUGGUUGUUUAGUGUGAUUUUCUCUGGUAAUUCCAGCAUCAGAGAGUAAUGUUAAAUUCCGAGUAAAAUUACUAAUAUUCCUAAUAAAAUUAAUAACGAGUGAAAUUAAAUCUUUGAAUUAAAUCUUUUCCUGUUGUAGGAGUUGGGGCGGAGCAUGCAGGCCCGGCAUUAGAAAGACUUGGUGCUAAAGGGCCUUUCAACCCUGGCUACAGAUCCUCGUGGGCGUUUGCGGGUUACACGGGGCCUGAUGCUAAACCUUGGAUCAGAGAAGAAAGCCGUCCUGCGGAGGAAGGGCCAACCUUAGUCUCGAACCUGAUAUAUACACCUGCUUAUGAACAAGGUAGGUUUAGAGCAUAAACUCUGAACAAGCUUUCGUUACCAGAACUACCUGAAAAAUACAAGGAGAAUUUCUCCAUAUAUUUAGAGCAUAAAACGUGAUGUGCAUACGACAAAGGCAUCUAUAAACUUGCGAUAUUCUCUCUUAAAAGUUACAUGUCUGGUUAUCCCAGUCGGAAAACCUGACCGACUGGAAUAACUCAGCCUCUAUUUACUAACAAUAUGCGGAUGUUUCUAGGCAAAAUCAAGAUCGUUAUCCGUGCUGAAGGUUCGGACGACCCGGACAAACAAGGCUACUGUAGUAUCAAAGUGAACGGGGUAGAACGUAGUUCUCGAACACGAGGACAUAAUCUGGUCGUCUUAGAUGACAGUGGAAACUUUAUUACUUCGAGCAGUUUCGAUACAGGAGACGCAUCGAAGGAUGAAGGCAUUGCUAUGGCACGGUUUCUCGAUGGUUUGCCUAACGAAAGGAUAGUCUUGAUCUCAACACAAGAUACAAAGGGUAAGACUUAUUAGAGCACUACACACAGCAUUCUGUAGGUCCUGUGCUUAUCUCUGUGGUAAUUUCAACAAAUUCUUCCUACUUCUUUAUUUACUCCUGCAGGUAUUUAACCAGGGAACAGCUGCUCAUAUCUUAUCCUCCAUCGUUUUCUAUUCCUUGUCACUUUCAUCCUUAAUAUUUAAAUGUUUUUUUGCUCAGUUCCUGAUUGAACUUUCUUGUUUCCACAGGUGUGGGUGUGAACGAAGCGAAAGACUCCUUGGCACGCAUUGGUGCAACUGGCAACGUCAACCCGGGUCCUGGAGGAUCAUGGGUAUUCAUGGGAUACACAGGUCCUGAUGCAGUAGAUUGGGUUACACAGAUGGCAAGGCCGAGACAUAAAGGACCAUGUGUCGUGUCAGAGUUCAUCACGUUACCUGCGGCUGUUAAAGCUGUCGAAGAAGAACAGGGUAAGUUUAAUGGCAAUAUCACUAAGGGGCUGUGUAUAUGAGCCAGGAUGGCCCUUUUAGUCGGGCUCAGACGUUAGCAAACCAAAAUCCUCGUUUGAUUCGGGCUUUGAUAGUGUAAGGUUUGCCUACUCAGUCAUUGAGUCAACAAAAAAAAACUUAAGAAAUAAAAUAUAUAUUAUUGAGAAACAUAUCCAUUCCGAUAAUUUUUGUUGUGUUAAACGACGUUUUUACUUGUUAUCCUAGUGACUUCUCGUCGACAAAUGUUGACGAUCAGUCGUAUUUUCUAUUGAUUCAGUUCGUCCAUCCUCAAUGGGGGAAGUUGAAGGUUUUGAGUAUGAAGGCGAAGGUGGGAAUGAGAGUGAUGACGAAGAAGAUGUUAGUAUCCAUGAUAUGAGCGACAGAGUAAGUAUACUUUGACUUGGAACAAGAUACGUUGUGCUACUAUAUAUUUUUAUAGUUUAUUUCAAGAAACUUUGGCCAUAAGUUUCUGAACUUUAUGUUGCCAGUAAUUUCGAAUUUGGCUGCAAAAAGGAUUUUGACAAACAUCGUUUCUCACGUGUUUAGGCAAAAAUGCGAAAUUUACCUGCCGAAGAGAAAGCGAAGAUCGAACGAUUGUCAACCGAGUUAAGAUCGGAGAAAUCUCGUUUUGAAAAUAUGUUAUCACAGUGGGAUGAGUCCGGUAACGAGAUUGUUGUCUUGGCAAAGAAAAUGUGUAUGAUGAUGAUGGAUAUGUCGGACUUUACCAGGUAUUCAGGUCGUUCCGUCACGCAGCAAUAUGUCGUGCCAAGCAUGGUGCCUUUACACUUACUGCCUAUCUAAGGGCCACGCCCUAAGAAUUGGGCCAUAUUAUAUGCAUGAAAAACGAAGUCAAAUUGGUGUCAUGUUCCAAUAUGAGGAGCUCGUAUUUUAGUCCCAUUGUUAGGGAAUUUAGUCAUGAGUCAAUCCUGAUACUAACCAUCUGUUCCCAAAUGGUUGUCCUGAAAUCAUGUGAGGAUUUGUCGCAACAUGUAAGCUUCAUCUUUCAUUUUGACCAGGGGUGCAGGUCCUCUGAAAACAACAAUGGACGUCAUUACUGCGGCAAAGGUAAAUUAUUGCAGGUGCUGGGGGAUGAUGCCACAGAAUUUACACACACUAUACAUGUUUUUAUUAUGUUUGUAGCGUAUCGCUCGAGCCGGGGCCAGAAUGAAUCAGUUAGCAACAGAAGUAGCAGAAAAGGUUGGUGGCUUUAGAAAUUCCUUGCAUGAUAAUGCUCUUUCAUUGACAAUAUUAUUUAACAUAACAAUAUUAAUUAUUACAACUCCAAACGAAUUACAUUCGCGAGCUAACGUUUCCACACUCCAAGAGCUGAUUGUACGAAGCCAGCCGUUUAAAUCGGCCGUUGAUUGGUAUAACCCAGAUUAAACUUUAGUAUAUAAAAGUUAAAGUUUUUUUUAUUAGUUGUAAGGUCCAUAUCUCCACUGUUUAAUAGCGAUUUAAUGUUACAAAGGUUGAAAAAAUCACUAUCCGGUGGAUCGUCCCAUCCGUUCUUCGUACAAUCGACGCCAGUCUAGCAGUCUUCUGUCUUCAUCAGUGUCCAGUAGGGUCUAGUGUCUUCAUCAGUGUCUAGUGUCUUCAUCAGUGUCUAGUGUCUUCAUCAGUGUCUAGUGUCUUCAUCAGUGUCUGGUGUCUUCAUCAGUGUCUAGUGUCUUCAUCAGUGUUUAGUGUCUUCAUCAGUGUCUAGUGUCUUCAUCAGUUUCUGGUGGUCUUCAUCAGUGUCUAGUGUCUUCAUCAGUGUCUAGUGUCUUCAUCAGUGUCUAGUGUCUUCAUCAGUGUCUAGUGUCUUCAUCAGUGUCUAGUGUCUUCAUCAGUGUCUAGUGUCUUCAUCAGUGUCUAGUGUCUUCAUCAGUGUCUAGUGUCUUCAUCAGUGUCUAGUGUCUUCAUCAGUGUCUAGUGUCUUCAUCAGUGUCUAGUGUCUUCAUCAGUGUCCAGUGUCUUCAUCAGUGUCUAGUGUCUUCAUCAGUGUCUAGUGUCUUCAUCAGUGUCUAGUGUCUUCGCGAAUGGAGUGGGUACAUAUUGAGUAUUGACGAUAUUUUAUUUACUAUCUAGUGCGCUCACUCUCAGUCAAAGAAUGAUCUACUAGCUUACAUUCAACGAAUAUCACUGUUCUCACAUCAACUUACAAUCACAAGCAGAGUUAAAGCUGAUAUUCAGACUAUCAGUGGAGUUGAAGUCGUCUCAGCGGUAAGAUAUUUAUUUAUUCCAUACAUUUUAAACCACAUGGAUAGCUACAAUUUUGGCCGACCAUUUUUGCCGACAAUUUUGGCUUGUAGAGCGACUGAACGUUUGCACUAGUUUCCCCCUAAAAGUUUUUUUUAUCUCUUGCUAUAUAAGUAUAUGACAACUCCCCUCCCCCAUGCAAUGUUGUUUCGAUCACUGUAGUAUUUCUAAUUUUUAUUUCAUGUAGCUGGAAAGUGCGACUUCUCUAAUCAUGUCUGCAAAAAAUUUAAUGAACGCUGUUAUUUUAACUGUCAAAGCUUCGUACGUCGCCUCGACCAAGGUAAACCUUGUUUUAUACUGCAGAACUGGUUUAGCCUCUGAUACCGUAAUAUAUAUGAAUGUCGACUAACUUUUACUUGUUUGUCUUUUAGUUUCGUGGUUCAAACAAAUCUGCUGUAAGUAUCAUCACAUUCAUUUUACACUGUCAACGUUUCUGGUGUCACAGUAUGAAUUUUGCAUAGGUCAAAUUCUAAGUUUUGAAGGAUUUGUUAGAAAUAUUUGAGGUACUGACUUAGUGUUUAACACUGAGUCAUUUGUUAACAAACAUUUCUUACAAAUCUUUCAAAAUUUACCUAUGCAAAAUUCAACCUUUUUUGCCCAACUGGGGUUCAUAGAAAUAUUGAAAGUCCAGGCGGUCUUUCGCUCUCGCGUUAUGUCCAUCUGGGGUAUGGCUUAUUUCCUAUACCUUUCUCCUAAUGAGGAAAUCAUGAUUUCAAAUCUUAAAUUUUCAUCAUCAGAUAAACUGGAAAAUGAGAGCACCUGGUAAGAAACCGCUGAUCAGCUCGCAACCGAGCGAGGACUCAUACUCGCGUGUUCCUGCGAAAUCCACACGUCAUCGUGAGCAGACUCCGCUCCAGGCCCUCAGCGAAUUCGACACACAGGCCCCAAGGAAAAGAACCGACUUCUAGAUAUGUUUAGAAUCGAUAGGUAUUUAUACGUAAUUAUUGUAGUCACGCGUGUCCACAAAACGUCUGCCUCAAUUUUAGAUACGCUGCCAAGCUUAUAUUUUUUGGCAAGGUGUAGGCUCAAGUAAUUAAAUACAAUAACCGAGCAAAAUGCCUUUACGACCGAACCUUCGACACUCCAUUCCUUCAGCACAGAUGAUAGAUUGUACCAGAUGUCUCACUGUGUAUCUAUCCUUAUGAUUUUCGUGUCCGCAAUUUUCGCGAGGCUAUCACGCCAGAUGACGCGUGCGAUACUUACUGCCAAAAUGGCGCUUACUGCCAAAAUGCGUGAUUGCUCACGUUUCAUGGCGUGGAUUACACUUACUGCCAAAAUGGCGGCCAACGCGUGCUCAUAAAAAAUCGCGGACACAAUUUUGGCUGGGUGAGGCAUCUGGUAUAAUCUAUCAUCUAUGCCUUCAGGGACGAUCUAAGAUCGCAACUUGGCUCCUUAUAUACGCGAGGGAUGACGUCAUUUGCCUCUGCAUCUCAAAGGGGAUACGUUGUCAUUUUAGAUCUCCCUUGAUGAAAACAUUAGAAUGGAAACAUUAGAAUUUACAUUGGCAGACACUUUGGAACGAAACUGGCCAAAAAUUGAGUGAAUUUUUAUUUGCAUUGAUGCUAUUGUAUUUAUGUUAAUGUGUAUGAAAUGUAGUUAUAUGGAUUUAUUUUUAGAAAGGAUUGAACAUAUAUACUAGUUAGUAGAAAAAACACGUAUACAAUGCGUUUAUCUUCGGGGGGCGGUUGUAAUCAGUAGAAGUUUUCUGAAUUUUUGAAAUAAACAGACGUACAGAAAUACAUAAACUAAAACGGCAGGUUAAAUUUUAACCCAGGGUUAGCGCUAAUUCAGCUUUCAAUAACCGGUCCCAGAUAUUAUAGAACUGCACGUGUGCUACAAAAUUUUGAACUUUUAAGUUCAAAAUUUUGUAGCACACUUGAAAAGAACAGGCACGCGUGGAUCAAGAAUUGCGACACAAAUCAUGUGAUUUUACCUUACCAUCCCGCGCGUGAAUGCAUGAUCCACGCGAGAUUUUUGGUAAGCAUGUGAAAUGUGCAAUUAUCCGCCAUUUUUGAUGUACUGCCUCUAACACAUCUGAGUGUACGCACCGCGAAAUGCGACUUUUUGUCAAUAUAGUUGUGUAUAUGAUGGUAAUUUACAGUUACAACUUUGAAAAGUCGCUUAGACUGUCUAGAUUCUUUGAUGGGGGGAAGACAGUACUCCAAAAUGGCGGGUAUUGGCUCGCGUGAGAAAGGCUAAUUUGUUAAAUGGAAAAUCUCGCGUGGAAUGGUAAAAUCUCGCGUGAUGGUGCGCUAAAUCCCCCAAUUUGCGGGAUUCCUGAUCUAUGUAUAUACUAUAGUAUUUGCAUGGGAUUAUUAAUAAUGGAUGUGUUAGGAAUAAUUUUUAUUAUUUCUUAUUAUUACUACCAAAAUACAUGCAAAAAUUUCAUACAGAUAUGUCACUGCACUUUGAACAACUCAAGACAGUCAAAGCAAGUUUAGUGACCACAGUUAAGUGCUUCACAUUUUGCAAAACACCUUGAACACCAUUUACUACCAUAAUAAAUAGUAAAUGUAUACUACUAUGUAGUAAAUCAACUGAUAGUCUCAAGAGAAGCUUAUAGUUUCUUACAAAAAUAUCAUGCAAUACGUACAUAAAAAGGAGCGAAUUAAAAUACUGUUCAUUUACAGCUUGCAUUUUUAGUGUACAUCUAGUAAGCAAGUAUUAUAGCAUUGUGUAGUGUAGUAGUAAUCAUUCUCAACGCGGUCUGCAUGGCAUUUAGCAUAUGUCCUCACAGCUUCGGCGAUAUUUAGAAGAAUCGUUUGCGAGCAGCUUCUUGCUGUUUCUUAUAAACAACAACUCCGACUAUACAGAGAAUUACAGCAAUAACAAGAAUCCAAAACAGCCAAGUGAAAACUUUCGUAACUUUCGGCGAGAAGCUUCCCGUCGUUGGGUCAUCAGCAUGCUCUGAAAAAAAGGCAUUCUCUUUAUUGGCAAAA